Colletotrichum higginsianum IMI 349063 is the source of this 426-nucleotide messenger RNA. Its product is annotated as Histone acetylase complex subunit. The coding region runs from base 1 to 426 and encodes 141 amino acids. The transcript has 2 exons. Gene Ontology annotation, cellular component: nucleus; NuA4 histone acetyltransferase complex; Rpd3S complex. NCBI's taxonomy places the organism in Eukaryota, Fungi, Ascomycota, Sordariomycetes, Glomerellales, Glomerellaceae. Gene Ontology annotation, biological process: regulation of DNA-templated transcription; chromatin organization. The record is from RefSeq and is a predicted model, not a curated record.
AUGGCGCCCACCCGUCCUCCAGCCCAGCCGUUCUCCAAGGACGAGAAGGUUCUCUGCUUCCAUGGCGAGAUGUUGUACGAGGCCAAGAUUCUCGACGUCCAGCCUGCCGAUAGUGGUGAGGGCUUUCAAUACCGCAUUCACUACAAGGGCUGGAAGAACACCUGGGACGACUGGGUUUCUAUCGACCGCAUCCGCAAGUUCACUGAGGAAAACAAGGAGCUCGCCAGCACGCUACACGCUCAGAUGAAGGACUUGCGCCAGAAGAACAGCGCGAAAGCCCCCAAGAAGGGCCUCCGUGUCAAUGGCCCCGAUUCCGCUCGCGGCAGUGAAGAGCGAACUGCAGCGGUAGCCGCCAGUGGACGUGGUCCUCGACGGGCGAGGGACUUCGACCUUGAGCAGAGUGGCUGGAGAGGCAAGAAGGGAUGA